Grus americana (Whooping crane) is the source of this 12718-nucleotide messenger RNA. RefSeq names its product transmembrane serine protease 2 (gene TMPRSS2). Lineage: Eukaryota; Metazoa; Chordata; Aves; Gruiformes; Gruidae. Gene Ontology annotation, molecular function: serine-type endopeptidase activity; protein binding. Gene Ontology annotation, biological process: protein autoprocessing. The record is from RefSeq and is a predicted model, not a curated record. Gene Ontology annotation, cellular component: membrane. The transcript has 15 exons. The coding region runs from base 819 to 2273 and encodes 484 amino acids.
UCACCACAGCACGUUUAGGCUAGAGCAGCAAAAGCAAAACCUGGGACGGGUCCGCCCGGAGAAGUCGCGACACGCCGGCCGCCGGGGGGGCCUUACACCUGGAGGCACCGCCACGCCGCGCCCCUCGGGGUGCCGCGGCCCGGGGGGCUGCGGACCUUUCCCGGGGCUCCCUCCACUUCCCUCCGGCUUAUUUGUUUUGCAAACGUCCGUGGGAGGAGGAGGGAGAGGGCUGGGGGAAGUGCGGUCUGGUUGGGGGCGACCUGCCGGCCCCCGCCGGGCAGGAAGGGUUGCCCGUACCCCUGGCCUGCAGCAGUGCCGCGCAGCAGCCGCCCCCGGAGGGCUGGUGGGCGCUGUCCCCGCACCCGGGCCAGAUCCGCGGCGACUCCCUGGGGCCGCGGGGUGAGCGGGGCGGGUUGUGGGCAGCGCCCUCCUCCCCGGCAGCGGCUGAAGGAAGGGGCCGGGCAAGGCAUCCACCUGGCGGCACCUGCCCCUUCUCCGCCGCUCCCCCCGCCGGAUAACUCCUCCCCGGCCGCAGCGGCUGCUCCCGGCUCGGUCCGCCGCGUCCCGUCCCGGCUCCGCUCCGCUCUGACAGGGGCAGCCCCAGAGAACAAGGAACAAAAAUACUUUCCUGUGAGUUGUUACUUGUCCUCUAAGUCUGGGCAGAACGGCGCUUCCCAACUCUGCUAUGAAGAGCUGAGUAAGAAUGGAUGCGACAUAAAGCAGAAGUCCUGAAGCCUUAGUCACCAAUCUGAUGGACUUAUUGUUCAUGCUUUACUUCCAAACACUUGAAUUGAUUUGGUACUGCUGACAAAGGAAAGAUGACCUCUACUGUAGGUCCAUCGCCAUACUAUGAAAAUUGUGGCUUUCAGCCAGAAAACAUCUAUUCUACCAGGCAGCCAGAAGGUGCUAACCCGUGUCCACCAUACUUCUCAACAAAUGCUCUGUCAGUGCCAAGCUAUGACCCAAGGAUUGCUACCUAUCAGCCAAGUACGCCAGUAGCACGUUCAUCCGGGAGAACGUGUGCACCAAGUGUAAAGAAAACCAUAAUCAUUAUAUUAUCCAUUUUACUAGUCGCUUGUUGUGCAAUUGCUGCUUUCUUCAUCUGGUAUUUUGUAGAGAAUCGUUGUUUCGGCUCCUUAAUAGAGUGUGGAUCUUCAGGAGCGUGCAUAUCGCCCUCGCAGUGGUGUGAUGGAGUGAGCCACUGCCCCAACGGGGAGGAUGAAAUCCGGUGUGUUAGACUUUUCGGACCAAACUUUAUGCUGGAAGUUUAUUCACCAGUCAGCAAAUCCUGGUAUCCUGUUUGUCAAGAUGGCUGGAAUGACGAUUAUGGGAAGACUGCAUGUAAAGACAUGGGCUACAGUGUAGAUACGUAUUACUAUAGUCAAGGAGUAGCAACUGAAGUCGGCUUUAAAAGCUACAUGAAGCUGAACACAAGUGCUGGGAAUAUAGACUUGUACAAAAAGCUGUAUAGCAGUGAUUCCUGUGCAUCAGGAAAUGUAGUUUCUCUGCGCUGCAUAGAGUGCGGCACGUCCACUAAAAGCGUGAACAUUAUGAGCAGAAUCGUGGGCGGCAGCGGGGCGGUGCCGGGGCAGUGGCCGUGGCAGGUCAGCCUCCACGUGCAGGGCACCCAUGUCUGUGGGGGCUCCAUCAUCACCCGCCAGUGGAUAGUGACGGCGGCACACUGCGUGGAAGGACGAUUUUCUGAUCCGUACAGCUGGAGGGUUUAUGCUGGGAUUCUGAACCAGAAUGAGAUGCUUUUACGAAAUGGGUACAGAGUGCAACAGAUAAUUUCCCAUCCGGAUUAUGAUGCAGAUUCUAAAGACAAUGAUGUUGCCCUUAUGAAGUUAGAGACACCGCUGAGUUUUACUGAUACUGUACGGCCAGUUUGUCUGCCCAACCCAGGAAUGAUGUUCCAGCCUAAUCAGCAGUGCUGGAUAUCUGGAUGGGGAGCAGAGUACCAAGGAGGUACAACAUCAAAUAACUUGAAUUAUGUUAUGGUGCCCUUAAUAGAACAUUCCAGGUGUAAUUCUAUCUAUAUCUAUAAUGGCAUGAUUUUGCCUACAAUGAUCUGUGCCGGAUAUCUAGGAGGAGGAAUUGAUUCCUGUCAGGGUGAUAGUGGAGGUCCUCUAGUAACUAACAAAAGCUCUGUGUGGUGGCUGGUUGGAGAUACCAGCUGGGGAACUGGCUGUGCUAGUCCCAAUAGACCUGGAGUGUAUGGGAAUAUGACCGUGUUUACAGACUGGAUUUAUAAAAAUAUGCAGGCAUACAGAUGACAACACUGUCUGCCACUGCUGAUCGAUGUUUCUGAGAACAAGAAUAAAUGAAGCCAUGGGUGCCUGGGAUAUUUAUUCACUUUGCAAAUGAUUUGUUUUUUUCUUUUUGAAUUUUCUUUUUAAAAAUAACAUGAAGGAUUGCACACUCGGUUCUGUGCUGGCUACAGUGACUGAUCUUAAUCAGUGAAGGAUUAUCACAAUGAGCACCUUUCUUCUUGUUGUGGUGCCUGGCAGAAAGUCAUUCUGUCAACUGCUUGCUGACAUGUCUCUCUCUAGUUGAGUAACUUUCACUUGAUAAUCAGGUACAUGCUUAUAAUGACAAUUUUAAUCACAAUUUGAUUUCAGAUUUUCGUAGCAGGAUGCUGAGACAGUUGGUUUGGUAGUGUUUUAAAUGAAAUGUUAAGUAAUGUGAAUGUUGAAUCUCUGAGCUGCUGGUUGGCAAUUUAAAAAGAAAUGAAUGUUUUUGGGUAUAUAUGAAGGGAAGUUUUCAUGCACUACAGUAGAGGCACAGAAAAAAAUUACUGUAUAUUCAGGUAGUUAAAAAAUCCUCAGGAUCAUGACACAGUAGUCAUCCAAGUCAGAUUGUUCGAAGUGAGACCAGUCUGACAAUCUCAGUAAUUAAAAGUGCUGUUCUGCCUUAAGCUGCUCUGAACCCAAAAAGGACGAGACCUGCCGUCACUCUCGAUGUCGGCUGCGGAGAGGGGUGCUCUGGAGCUAUAGCAGGAAGCGGUGAGUUACGUGUCCUGAUGGCGAGGUCCCUGGCUGCGCACAUCCAGGUUGACUCUUGAACUCUCCCUGCUAUGAAAGGCGAAGCGCAAAGUUUUGCAGUAAGGCUGUGUUGCAAGCGAUAGACCUCUGAUUGCAGACAGAUGUACAGAGGCUGGAUGUUUUAUACAAAGAAAUGCAAAUCUGCGUUUCUGUGUAACCAGAUGAACUACCUCAUUUAUUAAAUUUGGCUUUUAGUUCCUUUUAGAGCUCUCCUUUGUGUAUCUGGAUGUAUGUUUUUAGCAAAAUGUAAUUAAUAUCAGAGUGCCAACUCAACUAGGAUUUUGAAAAUAAUUUAUAAUCAUAGUACAGAGGAUCAAAAAGCCAUACCAAGUCACUUUUGUUAAGAAGGAUAAAUCUUUUGAAUUAAAUGAUUCUACUAGGCUUGUUUUCUCCUUUGGUACUGAAAUGCAAGUAUCUUGCAUGUAAACACUGCACCAAAUAAAUACUUUUUUUUUUUUUUUUUUACAAAUAGUUUUCCUUAGUAGUGGUUUAUAUCUGUUUGCUUGGAUUUUUUUGGAAGUGGUUGCUGGAUUCAGUGUCUGAAGUGCUUUGAGAAUCUAAUUUAAAAGAAAAAAAAGUCAAAAGAAAAACAACACAGGAGGGUGAUCCAAGAGAUUGUGUUAAUUCCAGUAUUUCAGGUCCUUGAACAAACCCAGGGAAGGAGGUCUGGGUGUUCAGGACUGUUGGAUGUCUUUAGUGGCUGGUUCUGAUGAAAUCAGACUGACUUGUGAAAUUGAAAUAAAUAAAGAAGUUUAGUCAAAAGGCAGUGGGUGGAGGGAGUCGCACUUUAUUUUGUUAUUACAUCUCAUGCUGCCUGAAGUAAUGUGUACCUGCGCCUCUUCUCUAGGUGUGAGACAGCGUGUUUUCAAUAGCACAUGAGCAUCAAGUGUGCCUUGGAGGAUACUAUGAAGUAGUCAACAAGCUUAAAGUACUUUCAAAAUAGAAAUUAAAUAAAUAAAGUUGUUAUGGUAUCAGGUAUUUUUUAUGGCUUCUGACCUGCAGCACUGUAAGUCAAUAAUAGCAAAACAGCACACUGAAAUGUGGAAAACUGGCUGUAGCACUAAACAGGGUUAAGCAAGCUGUGUGCUGUACUGGGGUGAGCGCUGUGCCACAGAAGUCCAGUAUCUGCUGCUGCAGUUUCAUGUCAGAGGGUCAAACACCUCCUAUCAUUUCUAGCCUGAAGGGAAGGCUUCUCUUGUAAGCAUCUUGGAAAUUACUAGAUGUCACACUGGUACAAAUACUUUUUUUUUUUUUUUUUUUAGCUGAAUGCAGACAUUACUCUUGCUACUAAGCACAGCUUUGCCUGUUAAAAUAAAUCCUCCAUAUGAAAGAUGUCAUGAAUACAGCGUGCAGUAUUACAUUUUGCACUGGCUUCCAUGAAAUGAAAGAGCUUUUGGAAAGGUUCUCCUUGCCCUGGGGAGGGGAAGGAGAAAGGCAGCAAGCCACAUGCUGAGGCACCCUUCUAAUGUUUAAUAUCCUGACUGAUGUAAUCCCUUUUGGACACCCAAAUCCUGCCAUCUAGUGAAUGGCCAGUCAGCCUCAAAAUUGCAGGCGAUGCUCCAGGAAUCCCAAAGAAAGAGCCUUUUAGGCUUUCUUUACAAACCAGAGAACAAGACCCAAUGGCAUCUUGUGGAUGUACUGACCAGAUGAAGUUAAAUUUCUUUUCCCUCUAGCCUGGAACUGUUUCAUGCCCUCUGUGUGCACCCUCUCUACCUACUGGGAUGGGACUUACCAGCGGCAACACCUUGCACAGUCAUCUUUCAGGCAAUGGCAGGAAAGAUGACAAAAAAGGCAAAACCACAAAGGGAAGUGGGUGAUUGCUAGGGUUGUGCAGUAAGCUUCAGUUAGAUAAUUUGAUUUCUACCAUUUGUGGGUUAUACAGCUGAAAGCCUCCAUCCUCAUUUAAAAAAAACAAAAACAAAACAAAAACCCACAAAACACAACCCUCAGAGCUCUAGCUUUUUAAUGAUUAUUUCAAUGAUUGUACAGACUUCAUAAAGCAAAUUAUUAAAAAUGGGAUAACACUUAUUGAAUCACUACUACCCAAGUGGAGCACUUUACAAUAAGGCAGGUAUUUGUAUACAGCUGGUUAUGGAAAAUAAAGCAGAACUGAACACUAGCAAUGAAUAUUAAAGGUCUGUGCUGACACUACAUUUUUCGGGGAUUUUACAAAGUUCUUCAAUGAUGCAAGAAAACAAGAGUAGAAGAAUACUUCUGAAAAAUCAAGAAAUCUACGGUGAGGUGAAAUCUCUCAGGUAUUGGCACGCCUUGGUGAGACGAUUAACUCUUUGAGUGAGGUAGCUCCUAUGUUUAGCAGCUUCACUGUCCUCCUGAAGGAAAUGGCUUAACCUGUCUUUUUCUUGCAAAAGAUACAACAUUGUGGUCUGCAAGUCAUCCCCGAAGUCAUGAAGAGCAUAAGACAGGAUGAUCAGAGGUAUCUGAUUGGAGAGGCGUUUGCUUGCUCCCUGCAAGAAGAGGAAAAAAAGGCAGAAGACUUAUUUCCCCAAAAGAACUAAAAAAGGAAGGGGCUAUAGGUAAUCUGGUAAGAAGUGACAGAACAUUUUUAAAAUGUAUUGAGUUACUGUUCAAGAAGUGAGUGCUUCUAGGAACUCAAAAAUGUUUGCCACUAGUCUCCUUUGUGCCGAAAGGUCUAAAAAUUAAGAGUUAUGGGAAUGUCAGCUAUUGCUUUUUUUCCACCAGCAAACUAAGCCCAAGGCAGGCUGUUCCGUGCUUAGCUCUGCCAGCUAUCAUUGGUAAGAGUUAUGCAAGAACAAACCUGAUGAAUGGUACUUGUGAACAAUUUCUGGUGUCAAACUUACUUGUCUUCUCUGAACACUACCAAUCUGUUACGGUACAGGAAAUCAAACCGUGAUUUUUCCCAAAGGUAGUAAAUUCCUGUAUUUAGAUGGUAAUCUAACAACGUGGUUGUCGCUUCAGGUGUAAGACAGCUUUGGAGUAAGCUUAAGGGAAAAUGCCUUCAGCAAUAGUGAGACUAGGCUGUGCCUACAUUACAUCUAUUGAUAUCUCAGUGAGAGAAUUUUCUCCUUAACUUAACUAUGGUCUUAGUUAUCUGUGCAAACUGAAACAGAUUGACCUAGAAGAGCUUGUUGGGGCCCUUUCCCUGGAGAUAUCUGCAAGGCUUAGGGGCUUAGCUGGUGCUCUUCGGUGACAGGAGGUUUGAAACCUCCCCAGUGCUGGGAGGGAGCUGCCUCCAGCACUCGUGGUGCCAGGUGAGCACUUAUGCCUGAGAGGCUGGCUGCAGUUGAGAGGUGCUGUCUUCCUUUCUUUUUGUGGCACCCGACUUGAAAAGGGCAGUGGGGAGACCAGCUAGAGGCACAUUUGCUUUGUGGGAUCUAUAGGGUUUAAGCAGCCCAUUUCCAGAGAAGUCUUAAGGCGUUUGUGGCUUUAGUACCUCUGGAGCUCAGUGGCAGCAAAUCUGUGAAGUACAAGAGCUCAAGAUAAAAAAUACCUAAGACUAGAUGUUUAGUUUUUCUUUCUGGUUUGCAGAGAUCUAGUCAAUAGCAAGCAAUUCGGCUGAGUCAGCUCAAGCACUUACUGAGCCUACUUGUUCUGUAGGCACUACUGAGUGUGGUGGGAGGGAGCUUAGGUGCUUUAAAUAUGGGUGCUUUUCUGGAGCCAAACUCAACCCAGAAUCCUGACAGUUCUGCCAUGGGUGGCAUGGAUUCAUGCAUGCCAUUUUCAAGGGCCAUGGAUGCUUAAGAGCUUCCAUCUCAUUCAAGUCCUGUGGAGACUUGCGUAUAUGAUGCCCUGGUGUUUCUUAUUGCUGAACGUGGCACUUGGGGCAUUUACAAAAAUGUAUAAUUUAGCAUCUAAGACAGUUGUGUUAUAUCAGGCAGUAGAAUGAGAUGGGAGGGAGGAGCUUAUGCAUUUCUGCCUUUGUCUCCUGCUCUGAUUUCUCUCCAUCAGCCUGAGCAGUCUGAACAUCUAAGUGCAGGAAUUUUUCAAAACCUUCCUAUUGAAAUGCAAGGUGAGCUGCUACCCACCUUACUGCAUUAUAAAUAUUGAAUUUGCUGAUUUCUGAGGGAGUUUUACAUAACAAAGAUCAAAAGCAAAUCCUGAUACUGCAUGUUCUCUUUGCUGUCUGUCUUUAAUGUGAUCCUUUGUUAAAACAUCCUGUUUGUCUUCAGAGACUUAACUGCUAUGGGGCUAUCUGCAAUACAGCAUAUGCAUUCUGAUCUCUAUAGAUAGCUGAAUCCAUUGUAACGUAAUGCUUUAUUUAUUGCUUCUCCUGCCGCAUUAGUUUAGGAUCUGACUGCAAGCCACUGACCCCACGUUCUGCUGCCAGCAGGAAUACGGAGAGGGGCUUGGGGCUGACCUGAGCUCUCAGAUGCUGUGCCAGACACGGAAGUGCUGUAUGUAACAUUGUUAAGCUUGUGGAAACUAGUGCUGUUUGAAAACCAUGAGAUGAACUUGCUGUGGGGAAAGCAAUCCUAGGACUGUUGCUUCCUUUGGUGGAGAGGGGGGCUUGCCAUCAACUGAAUAUCAGUAACUUCUAAUUACAAGGCCAAGGGCUCUUCCCCAUCCUAUCCCUCCUCCAUGCUGGUAAGUGACUGUCCUUUCUUCCCCCUGGCACUUGUCCCCAUAGGAAAUCCAGCACGAGGGCGUUGUACUGGCCUGGGGCUGUAUAGGCAGCGGGGAGUCGCCCUCUUCUCCAUGAAAGCUGGAGGAGGGUGAGAAGAGGACUCACUUGCCAAUGGUGUGUUCUCUGAGCGAGGGGCAGCCGCAGCAGGGAGCCAUACCAGGCUGGGGGUAGCUAACAAGUGGUUUAGGAGGCAGCUGUCAUUUUAGCAGCCUGCAGGCUUUUCUAAUCACCAGAUCUCGCAGCGUGCAACUGCUUCUCCACAGUGGCUGUGCUGACACAGCCCAUCAGACCAGCUUUGUUCUGCCAUUUUCAGCACUGGUCAAACGCUCCGAUUAAUUUGUAUAGAAGCUGUGUGUGUACCUGGGCAAGACACUUAUACCCUCUGGCUACUAAUGCCUGCAUAGUAGUAGUAUUGCAUGAAAGACUCAUAUUGACUACAGCGAGAUCUGCAUGAGGGGUAUAUGCUAUACCAUUCAGAACAGAAGAACUGCUGUAUCAUAGUCUGUAAACUCACAUUCAUAUAGGCCUUCGUGUGAGAAACCAUUUCCCGGACAAAGGAGGACUCUUGAUUGACAGCAGAUCCAAUCUGCAACUCUUUCCCCUUGUCAACUUUGGUAAUCUUUUCUAAAUUAACAGAGUUUAAAUCGUUAAUGUAAAGGUCAUCCUGGCAGUAUAUGAUUCUCUCCAUUUUAAACUGGGUCCGGAUGUGUCUUUCAGCAUCUGCUGCUUGUUUCUCUCUAAUGUCUUCAAUUUUGGUCUAGGAAAGAAAAGAACAACAAGUUCUCAGACAUUUGCUUCCUUUGCAAAGGUGCUGGUGCUUAGCAGUGUCCCCAGGGAACAACAAAGUGGACACAGUGUUCAACAGUCCCUGUUGCAGCACUGUCUAAUCCCAGACUGGCUCUUGGGAACAUGGAAUAAUGCUUUAUAGAUUCUGGUUCCUCUGCUGUGAAAAGGCAGGAAAAUGUGGCGGUUUUGUCCCCUCCUUAAACACAAGUGGGAUCAGUCAAAACCUGGUGCUUGGACUCAAGGUUGAUGGGAAUAAGCAGCAAUGGCCUGCAGCCUGUCCUCGGUUUUUGCAUGCCUUCUGUUUGUGUCUCCCGCUCGCAGUGGGCAGUGACAGCAGGCACUGGUGUGAACUCCAUUGCCCCUCCUGCCCUUCUCAAAAACUGGAGCCUCCUACCUGUUGUUAGCAAACCAACCCUGUUUAACCCCUCACUGUCUGCCGCUUUUAUUGCAGUAAUCUGACGCUUUCUGGCCUUUUUGAUACUUCCACCUAAAAGUCUGUGGGGGCAGCAAAGUUCCCUCAAUCAUCCUCUAAUUCCCUUGAAAUGCUUUCCUAGCAUCCCUAAGACAGCAUCCCAUUUUUUUUCUCAUCUUCAGUGUCUACCAGAACUUCCUGCCUCUUCAUCCUUCUCACCGUGUUAUGACUAAAGAUCCUCCCUAAAGACCUCUGUGUUUGGCUGAAAUAACUUAUUUUCUUGCUGUCUGGUUGGCCUGGAAACUCAGUAGGGUUUGGCCAUGCAAGUCAAAUCCCAAACCAUCUAUGUCACUCACAUUUGCCUUCGAGUUUCCUUUUAAGUAGUACCCUGUGAGUGGACUUUGCUUCCCAGCUGUCCAGCAUUGCUUCUCAUCACUUCCUCAAAGCUCUUUCUGGGAAGAGGCCUUCAAUGACAUCCCUAUCAUUUAACUCCACCCCAAAACAUGCAACCACCCAAAGUGUGAACAGUCAUCUUCUAACUUUCUUAUAGUUAAAUGAUUUUUGGCUUGUCUGCUGCUGCUUCCUUCUAUCAAAGAUGAGAUUCCUGCACUAGCUAACACCCUGGCUUGCCUUUCAGAGAGGGAAAAGCACUGUUUAGCACUCUGAGGCUAUCCAAACGCUUACAAAUCAUUGCAGAACUUAAAUUUGAAAUUAAUUAUAAGCUCUUCAAAGCAGCCAUUACCGGUUUUCUUUGCACUGUGUUGAAUGCAUCAAGAAUGUGACCAGAAUGAACGAGGAAUGUAUAUUUUAGAUCUUGUUAAACUUGUACCGAAACGCAAAAUGCACUUUCAUUAGUGCCGUUAUAACCAUGCUAUCAUUUUCAAGCUCUUCCUUAUUUUAUAAAAACUGUGGCCUGUGAGAAAUAAGGCAUAAGGGCAAUGCAAUGGGAUAGGUACUGAAGGAUAGCUGUAUUUACAAAUGCCAUUUUGUCUUGCUAUUGUCUUAUCUCAGGUUAUAGGUAGUGUCUCACCUUCACAGCUCUGUUUAGAUUGUGAAAAUUAGCAAAAUGUCUUUUAGUGAGUUCCAGAAACUUCUCUUCAACCAGCCCUAAGGGAAGAACAGACAGACAAAAUAAAGUCAGGUAAGCAAGUGAGGUUUUUAAGCUGUUGUUAAUAUGGGACUUGGGAAAACUCAUUUUCUGUAUCCAGAAGUAGCUGAGCAGCUGUACUGAUGCACUAUGCCUUUAUGACCAAUACAAACAAGUAGGAAUUUACAUUUCUAGGUCCAAGAGUGUGAGCCAUUAAAGACCUCCUGUAACCACUUAACACCUGAGAGAUUGAAUAUCACUGAGAUUUCUUUGAUAAAGAAUUUGUGUGCUUACAGCUGUGUCUGACCAGAUAUGCCAUCACUUGGCCACAUAAGCCGAUCUCACCCCCUGAGUGGCCUCCCCAGGAAGAGGGGCUAGCACAUAUAGUACAGAGCACUGAGUCUGGCACAGAUGCUGUAGCUACCUUCUAACGCAAACAUAGGACAGAGAGGAUCACGACAUUCUUUUUUCCUUGGGUGCUUUUUACUGGAUGAACUAUGUACCCUUUCCCCUAGCCCCAGCAGUCACUGUGUAAGACGUAUGAUGUCAUGCAAAGAAUUGGCAAAGAAGCCUGGUUCCCAGUUCAGGUUUGUGAAUGCCACUGCCCAGGCUUGGGAAUACCAAGCUGCUUGGCUGGCACCACGUACUUCUACUAUACUAUUUCUUUACUGUGUUACAGUUAUUUUCUAACUCCCUUUCACCAGCCAAUGGGAAAAGUAUUAACAAAUGCUGGAGACCACGUGUAGAGAUUGGAGGUCCUAGAGAAGAAGCAAGCCCCCAGGUUGAAUCAGAUUCACUUUCCCAUUCUGAAGUAUCUUGGCUGGAGCUCUUGUUUCAGCAGUGAGAAUGUUGGCUUAUUCUGGAAAAAAAAUGGUUAGGCACACCAGUGUCUCCCAUGUGACAGCCUCAUGUGGCCUGAGACACAUACCGAUCACGUUGUUCAGUAUCUCAAUGGCCGGCUCCUCCAGUGCUGUGAUUUGCUCUUUUAUGAUGUCUUCAAAGGUCCUGUAAUUGGUAAAGCCUGGGAACUCCCGUCCACGAUUCUGCUCUUCAUAUUUCCACACUUUACUGGGUACAUUUUUUUUAACUGUAAUAUUAAAAUAACAUUGCUUUACUACUAAAUCAGUUUAUAAAUUUCAGAUUUAAGAAGGAAGUCUAUUUCUCCUCUUUGAAAUGCUCCCGAGAAGAACAACUACUGAGACGAUCUUUCAACCAAUACCGUUACUACAGAAUGGAGCUAACACACGUUAUCGCUCAGUGAAUGAGCCAUCUCGCACACUGGAUCGAGCAUCUAAUUGAUAGAAAGCAAUCUGGAAAUUAUAAUGGGGCUCAAAAAUGCUGGUUCUUCUUGGAAUUGCUACCUUCACAGAAGUGGCCUUUACCAGUCACUUCUGAGUUUUGAAAAACCCAGAACAAAACAAAACCCCAAACUUGCUAAACAGUCUUAUUCCAGGGAAUCUACUUUUGGCUAACUAUUUUUAUUUAAGAUAUCUCAAUCAAGAUUUCUUUGUGGACAUUAUACGAAUUUGCCAUCUUAAAUGAGGUAUAUCCCUUUGAAUUGGUCUAUACUUAAAUGAGGUAUAUCCCUUUGAAUUGGUUUACAUACUCAGGUUUCUAAGUGGUUUGAAAGGUUUUGAUAUUGCCCUGUUUUGAGGUCAAAUUUGCGAAUCAUGAUCAAGUGCACGCAUGGAAGUAGAAAUCAAGCCAUGAACGCAUUCAAUUCUAAAAUUCAGAUAUAUGAGUCCAUGGCUGGAUAACAACAACAACAACAACAAAGAAAAGACAGAAGUAGAUAUGGAGUAUCUGGUUCAGAGUCUGAAAACAUAACUGUACAGUUAAGGUAGUACAAACUGGUAACAUGGCCACAAGAAUAUCUAUCAGCUUUUCAACAGAAAGUUCAAGGCUUCAAGUAUCCAAAGUAUUUGCUAUUUUUAAUACUUUCACUCAUGAUAAGAAAGCUGAAGUUAAACAGAAUCAUGUGGCAUGCAAAGAUGUUGAGUGUAGAGCAGAGUUCAGUCUGUGCGUAUCACCCUACGCCUCAGUUUAGAACUGAGUUCAGUUAAGCAAUUAGCAAGGUGGGUGAUACACAGAAAGGGGUACUCUUUACAACCCUGUGGAUAUUUCAGACUCAGAAUUGCUUUCUCCACACCUUAAACCAGAGCUACAGUAGAACAAAAAAGACCCAAAUUCCAAAACAUUAUUAUUAACAUCAACAGUACUAUUAGAAUUAUAACAUUAUUAUUAUUUAUUAUUAUCAUCAUCAUUAUUAUCUAGUGUUGGUGUUGGUUUUGUUGCUGUUAUUUAGAAGAAUAGAUCAGAAAAUCACCUGUGUCAGGGUUCACAGUCUUGAUUUUAUUGCUUUGUUGCGAGAAGAGAGACAUCCACUGAUCUCUCUAUAGUGAGAGCAUUUAACAUAAACUCAAUCUUUUUCCCCAAGGACCAAAUGGUAACUUGCUUAUUAACACUACAACAGAUGAAGCUCCUAGCUUCUUGUUUUUCACUUUUGUGAAAACAACGCAUUGAUGAUGCUGUGUCUUGAUUUAAAAGCAAGGGCAUGGACUCUCAGGUCAGCUGCAAGUGAUGGUUUUCUGUGCUUACCCUUUGUAGUACACUCUAGGAGAAUCACUCCCCAUGUUUGAAACUCUCUGCGGAUUUUUGUAAACAGUCUGAUCUCAUUUCCAAACAGCUGUUCCUCCCCAUGUAUUGUCUGAGAGAUGUCUUGAUUAAAGAGUUUAAUCAACUGUAAUGAAUUAAAGAACAAGCAAGUAAUAAAGUUUUAUUUCUCCAGA